UAUUUAUGUUAGACUUCCUGCUUCGGAGUGUUUAGAAUGCAUGCUGUUCCGACGUUGUUCCUGAGUAAUUGUAAUUACGCGAAUUUCCUUGGUUUACGACCAACGGUUCGAGAUAUAAUAACGGUUCAUUGAAUCACAAACGAGCACCGGCGUUCCACAAGAUUUGUGCGCGGAAGAAAUUCACGAUACAGAAUCGUCGAUUCGAACUCGUAUUUUAAUGUUGUCACGAGCGAUGGAUUUAAUUGGAUGACAGUUGUGGAGCAAAGAAAAGAUUGGCGAUAGAGGUACGUUCAGUGUUCAAUUUUGUAUCGUUACCUCGAUGACAUUGCUGUUCACGUUUGUAGAUAUCGACAUUUAUAGGAUAAACCUAAUUUAAUCAUUCAACGAAUUGGGAAAUAUGUCUGUCAUAUUGCAAUGGCUCGAUCAUGGCUAGGAUGUUUGUUCGGCGUUUUAGUGCCAUCGGCGGUUUUUUAUUUAUAUUUAUUGUUAAAUGUUCCUUCCGCUGAAAUCGAUUCUUUCAAAAUCGUUGGUAAAUCGAUCGUAGACAAAGAGACCUUACACGUGGAGCGACCUAUGUUUGAGAAACCUCAUUCUGAAAAUAAUCGUAAUCAGGUAAAAUGCGAGACCAUCCACAUAGCGAUGGUGUGCGCCGGAUACAAUUCGACGUUCGCUCUGGUGACAGUAGUAAAAUCUGUUUUAUUCUACCGCACUAAACCUUUGCACUUUCACUUGCUCGUCGAUGAGAUUGCAAAGAGGACAUUGACAACUGUGUUUCGAACGUGGGAUUUACCGCAUGUGAACCUGACGUAUUAUAAGGCGGAGCGAUGGGUGCCAAAGGUGUCCUGGAUACCGAACAAGCAUUACUCAGGCGUUUACGGUCUCCUGAAAUUAAUCCUGCCAGACGCGAUGCGGGAGGAUAAAGUUGUUGUAUUCGACACGGACGUAACCGUGGUGAACGACGUUAAUUUACUUUGGCAGAUGUUCGAGAAGUUCACGAACGAUCAGGCCCUCGGGUUGACGGAAAAUCAGAGUCAUUGGUACAUAAAGGCUUUGUCUUACGGUCAGCGGCCGUGGCCAGCACUUGGCAGAGGCUUCAACACCGGCGUGAUGCUAAUGCACUUGCAACAACUUCGUACCAGAAAAUUUAUGAGUCUGUGGGAAGCAGUUACCAAACGUGUACUGUCCUAUAUACCGGAAACUAGUUUAGCCGAUCAGGAUAUAAUUAACGCCGUUAUCAAAGACCAUCCUUCCAUUGUAUAUAAAGUAGAAUGUACGUGGAACAUUCAGCUCAGCGAUCACACGAUCAGCGAUCAAUGUUAUCGCGACACUAGUCGUAUAAAUAUUGUACACUGGAAUUCGCCUCGAAAGCAGGAUGUAUAUAAUAAACAUAUUAACGAGUUUCGUAAGUUGCAUAAAGUCUUCCUUGAUAUGGAUGGGAAUUUACUGCGUAGACGCUUGUUUGGUUGUGAUAAACACGAAGCUAUGUCCGAAUACAACGAAUCGAGCCCCUGUCGAGAGUUCACUAGGGGUGCGUCCACCUUGUAUCGCACGCAUCCGUUCCUUCUCGAGUACGAGUACAAUGUAUACGCACCGACGGAUGUUGCUCUGGUAACUCAGUGCAGCGUGGAAAGGAUACCAUUGUUGGAAGAUAUAUCGAAACAUUGGCCUGGUACCAUAAGCGUCGCCCUGUACCUGACCGAUGCCGAGGUGCAGAACUUCCUGGAAUUCGUGCGUGGAUCUGUCGAAUUGCGUAAACGGAAGAACAUCGCGUACCAUGUGGUGUACAAAGAUGGGGAACUCUAUCCAAUCAAUUAUCUACGAAACAUCGCCAUGUCGUACGUAUCGUCCCCGUUUAUUUUUCAACUGGACGUCGAUUUUCUGCCGCAGUUCGGCUUACACGAAGCCCUUAUGAGCUACAUUUCUAAAUUAAACAUCACCGAGUCGGACAAAGUAGCUUUGAUCGUCCCAGCGUUCGAGACAGAGCGUUAUAGGUUUACCUUCCCUGCGAACAAAGACGAGUUGCUGAAGUUCUUGAAACGUGGAGUUUUGUACACUUUUCGUUAUCACGUGUGGACACAGGGUCAUGCAGCCACUAAUUAUAGUUAUUGGCGAAACACCAUGGAACCGUAUGAAGUGUCUUGGGAGCCAGAUUUCGAGCCUUAUAUCGUCGUGUCAAGAUUGGCACCCAAAUACGACACAAGAUUCAUCGGUUUCGGAUGGAACAAAGUAUCCUAUUUGACGCAUUUGACUGUAUUGGGUUACAAGUACAUUGUCUUGCCGGAUACGUUCAUUAUCCAUCGGCCUCACGCCCCUAGUCUUGACAUCGGCAAGUUCAGGAGCGACUCCAUUUAUAGAAGGUGUCUGAAAAAGCUGAAGGACGAUUUCGUAGAAGAACUGGUGACGAAGUACGGAGAGAGUGCGUUAUCGAAAUUGAAAAAAGUGACCAAAGAAGAAAAGAUACUGAAGUCUGUUGGAACCAAAUAAUCGACUAUAUUUAUAAUAUUUCAAAAGACUGUAAAGACUAUUUUCUCAAUAAAAAGAAUUUGCUCGAAA
Molecule: messenger RNA, 2553 nt
Organism: Megachile rotundata (alfalfa leafcutting bee)
Lineage: Eukaryota; Metazoa; Arthropoda; Insecta; Hymenoptera; Megachilidae
Product: xylosyl- and glucuronyltransferase LARGE1
Biological process (GO): protein O-linked glycosylation via mannose
Cellular component (GO): Golgi apparatus
Molecular function (GO): xylosyltransferase activity; glucuronosyltransferase activity
Source: RefSeq, a predicted model, not a curated record